Molecule: messenger RNA, 843 nt
Organism: Salvia splendens (bonfire salvia)
Lineage: Eukaryota; Viridiplantae; Streptophyta; Magnoliopsida; Lamiales; Lamiaceae
Exons: 2
Coding region: 1-843 (280 amino acids)
Molecular function (GO): zinc ion binding; nucleic acid binding
Source: RefSeq, a predicted model, not a curated record
AUGCCUCCAAGACGCGCACAAGUUCAUAAUCAAAACGAGGCCAGCAAUGAAUCCCAGAAUAGUGUGGGACCCGAGGGACAACCACCACCACCUCCACCACCACCACAGCCAGAACGAAAUAUUGAAAAGGAAUUUCGAAAAGAAUGCCCUCCGUUGUUUGAUGGAAUGGGAGAUCCGGCCAAGGCUGAAACAUGGAUACGUGCCAUAGAGCGCAUAUUUAAAUUCCUAAGGUGCACCGAUCAGGAGUGCCUAUCUUGCGUGAUCUACCAGCUCUCUGGGUCCGCAGAAUAUUGGUGGGAAACCAAGCAGCGAACGAUGUCGCGUGAACAACUGGACGCACUAACUUGGGAAAACUUCAAGGAAGAGUUAUAUGAUAAGUACAUUCCGAGGAGUUACCGUAAAGCUAAAGAGGCCGAAUUUUAUAAUAUGAAGCAAGGGCGGAUGACAGUGACUGAAUAUGACCGUGCCCUAUGUGAUAUGUCUCGAUAUGCACCGGAGCAGGAAGCGAUGCCACGGGAAAAGACAGUUACACCUACUACUCCAACACCACCGACGCCACAGCAGAAUUUCCGAGACAAGAGAAAGUGGGACGGGAACCGCGAACCCUUUGACAACAAGAGGUUCCAGGGUACCCCAAAUUCUGCCCGGGGUAAAGGAAAGCAAGCUACUCUAUACCAAAGUGGAGAGUGCCGUCAGAGAGCACCUCUCUGCGCCAACUGCCAAAGGAAUCAUUUGGGUGAAUGCAGAGUUGGGACUAAUGUGUGCUACAAAUGUGGUGGAGUUGGACAUUUUGCCAAAGAGUGCCCGAGCAGCAACAAUGCUGGUUAUGAGAAGGCUACAUGA